CUGCCGUCUCACCCUCCCUGAGCUUCACAAGGACUCUGGGUAAUUUACACACAGACACUGAGUCGUGUUUCAACAUCGCCGUUGUGAACAACGUCCGCACAAUGGAAAGAUCGAAUUUCUCCACCAAAUACAAGGAGGUCAUCUCUAAAAGUCUUCUGAUCCAACAAGGAUUUCCUGCUAUCUACCAGCUAAAGCUAAAAAAGGAGGAGACUGGACCUGUGACAAAAGUAACCUUCGGUAAAAUAAACAUCAACAAGAUAAACAAAACUAUCUUACUUGUUGGAGAAUCAGGGGCUGGAAAAUCAACCCUGAUCAACACUAUGGUCAACUACGCCAUGGGAGUCAAGUGGGAGGAUAAAAUCUGGUUUCAGAUUGUAGAGGAGGACGGGAGCAGUCAGUCUGACAGUCAGACAUCAGACGUGAUCGUGUACGAGAUUUUUGGUUUUGAAGAUAAAACUAUGCCGUUCUCCCUGACCAUCAUCGAUACUCCUGGAUUUGGAGACACCAGAGGAUUUGAAUAUGACACAAUUGUUAGUCACAGAUUGUUUGACUUGUUUCGAUCAGAAGAUGGAGUUUAUGAGAUUCAUGCAGUGGGUUUGGUGAUGAAGGCUACAGAUAAUCGUGUUAAUGACAGAUUAUCGUAUGUCCUGAACUCAGUGAUGUCUCUUUUUGGAAGAAACCUAGAGAACAACAUUGUUGCUCUUCUCACUCACUCAGAUGGACAGAGACCCAGAAAUGCCAUUGAAGCCCUUGAACAAACAAAAAUUAAAUGUGCCAAAACUGAAAAGAACCAGCCUGUUUACUUUCUGUUUGAUAACUGCCAGAAUGAAGACCGAACAGAAGAAGAAGACGCAGAAUUCCUGCAAAUGGCAGACAAAAUUUCAGACAAAGGAAUGAGAGCACUCACAGCAUUCCUGCAUAACACUGCACCUAAAAGAGUGAUGACCACUGCUCAAGUUUUGAGUGAGCGCAUCAGCCUGAUGGCCUCUAUCCAAAACCUCCAGGCCAGAAUCCAACUGACUGAACAGAAAGAGAAGGAAAUUAAUAAAAUCCAAAAGGCUCUAAAGAAACAUUCAGAGGAGAUGAGGAAGAAUGAAAACUUCACUGUAGAAAUUACAGAAGUCUACAAGGUGAAGGAACCUACUAAAAGUAAAAAGGUGAUGAGGCAUAGUAUUUUUGAAAAAGCUAUGUGCUGCACAGUCUGUGAGGAAAACUGUCACUAUCCUGGAUGUACACUUGUUCCGAGUCCACAACACUGCGAGGUCAUGAAGAGGGGCCGCUGCACUGUCUGCACUGGGAAAUGUCCCGCAUCGGCUCAUGUAAGAGAGGCCUGGAGAUAUGUCAACAAGACCAGGAGAGUUCAGUGGACUAUGAAAGCUAUGGAAGAGAAGUAUAUGAAGAACAAGGCAGAUUGCGAGAAGAAGUUAAGCCUUUUAAAACAUAUGGAAAAGGACAUGAAGGAACUUUCAACACAGAAGUCCCAACUUGUUGAUGAAGCCUUCAGACACGUUGUUCGACUGGAGCAGAUCGCCCUGAAGGUUGAUUCAGUUUCUACAUUUUUGUACUUGGACUUUCUGAUUGAGAAGCUGAAAGAAAAGGGAGAUAGAGCAAAGGUGCAGAAACUGGAGGAGAUGAACAGCAGACAGGAUGACGGAACUAAAUUAGCACUGCAGUAUGUGUGGGGUAACAUAACAGACACAAUGCAAUGAACAUGAGACAGUCCAGCUUCCUCCACAGCCAUUCACAUCCCUGAACUCAAACUAAAUAUGAAGGCUGUAGUAGCUGUAUUUGGUAAAUUUUCAUCUGAAGUGAAAAACAUCAAGAUUAUUUUAAAAUGUAUAAAAAUAAAUUUGGUGGCAAUGAUACUCAUGAGAAUCCUUUGACCACAAGUGAUAGUAAACACCAUAGAUGAUCAAGCUUUUACAAUGGAAUGUUUGUUGUAUUUGUCUAUUUGUCAAAAAUGUCCAAAUAAGUUAGGAGAACAAUGUAGGUUCACUAAAACCAGAAUUAUACCAAUCCAAAUGUAUGCUAGGUCUUAAUUAUUAGCACAAUGUGGCAGCAGAUACAUUAGCUCAGGCAUCUUUUAAAGGGUCUGGGCUUAAAAGAUCCCAAAUAAGGAGUACUAAAUUAUAAGAGCAAAAACAGCAUAUGCAGUCAGUGGGUGUGCUGCACACUAUCUACAAAGAUACUGUGCCCAGUUGACUGCAGGUGCAGAAGUAGUGCAGACCAUCCUAUUUAAAUGAGGAUUUUCUGUGUUACUGCCUCUCAUCAUGGAGUGUCUUAGUGCAGAAAGGCCAUAAAAGAUAAUGAACUUGAAAGACAUGCAGUUGAAGGGAUAGCAAUAAUAACAAUUAUGACAAUAAUGAAGAAGAUAAUAAUAAUAACUUAUUUAAAGAAAGCAUAUUAUUAUUAUUAUUACUAUUAAGUAUUUCAAAGUGAUAGAACAGAACAGUGAAAACAUUUAAAAUCAAUCAAAAUAAAGCUCUAAACAUCCAUAUUUGACUCCAUAACUCAAAGAGUGCACAAGAGCUAUUUUUAAUUGUUUCACUUUCAAUGUCACUUUGACUCCAUGAUGGUUUUCUGGUCUCUGUUGGCUUAGGGUUAAUGUUCAGUUUUAUUUGUCAACUAACAUGCUAAUUUAAAUAUUGUCAGCAGUCUGACAGCAUUAUUCUAUCUCAAGCUGACAUCUUCUGCCUGCACGAUUUGUAGAGAAUGCAGUUUACUGCCGGCUACAGAGAUGUGCUCCUGAAGGGAAUCCAGACACAAAGGUGUUACAGUGUCGUAAAGUGAUGGCAUGGUGGUAUUAUUAGGUAAUCCUGCAGCUGAAGUAGUAUAAUUCAAGCUUCAACUUUCUGCAAUAUAGUAAAAACAAAACUGGUUUUGAUGUGAUUGAAAAGUAAGAAUCUCAAGCUUAGAUAAUAUAUAUUUGCUGUGUCUUAUUUGUAGCAGUAGAGAACUGUUGAUUGCAUUGAAACUGUAAAACUGUGAAGCUUGGUAAAAGUAUUAGUACUACACUGGGUCUGAUCAGAUGAAGCAGAUCAGAACUCAUUAAAAAGCUUUUAAAAGUGAUGCCAGUAGUGAUGCCUGACAUAGGUACUUGUUUCAUAUAUUUAUUUUUGUGAAUACUUUCAUGUAACAAUAUGAAAACCAAACCUAUUAAGAGGACAGUGGUUAUGUUAUGUCAGGACAUCUUUGUUUUUAGCACAGCAGGAAACACCUAAAGUGGUAAUGUGUGGAAUUACUUGUUGCUUGCAUUUAUAAAUGUUGUAUUUAAUUUUCUUGUUUGUACUAUGAACACCUUUGGCUUGUUAACUGAGAAUAUUUAAAAUGAAUUUGUGAAAAAUAUUUUUCUUUCACUGUGAAUAAAGGAAUCCAUAUGAGAUUGAUUGUAUUGGUUUCUUACUGUUACACUAUUUCAAAGUAAAUGCUAUAUUUACCAGGAUAUUUAAGAUAGUUUAUUAGAUCUAAAACACACAUGAAAUGAUAGUUGUUCCAGUAAAUCAACACCAACUCCAGUCAAUAAGAUUCAAAAUAAACAGAAAUAAUUUAAGGGUUGUUUAGUUUGAAAAGGUGUAGGCUGAAGGUAGUCAGCUUGUAAGAGCUUUCAGUGUUCGUUACAAAUAAACCAAUUCCAUUAUUCAUCGCUUUGGUUUAAUAAAUAUUACCAGAAUACGCAGAAUUAACAAUUAAACUCAAACAGAAGAAAAAAAACAAAGCAGAAACAUUAAAAAGUAAAUUGUCAUCAUGAAGGUUUAAAUUAAGUAUCAAAUAUUCAAGUCUCUUUGUAGCUUUAUCUGCUUUAAUAUCCUUUAAUCCUGAGAAAAUUGCCAGCUGGAUGUCAUGCUCCAAAUAGUGCAUAUGUGGACACAAGCGUCAUUAAACUGCAAUAAUUGCUUUCAAAUCCUAGAAGAGAAAAAAAUAGAAAUAAUAUUUUUUAGAUUAUUUGGAACAAUCUAUUUUAUUAGCAAAGGAAAUGGUCAAGAACAAUAUUUAAAUAAUUUUAUGGUUAAACAUAGCCUGGUAAAAAAAACAGUCCCUUUUUCAAUUCAUUCCUUCAUUCAGAAGCUCUGGGCUCUCAGCUACUGAGAGAUUAUUGCUUCCUGGAGACAGUUUUAAAUUUUACCCAGUUCGACACUAAGACACGAAUUGCAAAGAGAUCCAAACUAGGCAUGUGUAAUGUUGAUUCAAUAUUUGAAAGUGUGUCCAAUAUGGCCUGAAUGGCUGCCUUCACUUCCUCCACUGCCAUUGCUAAAACUACAUGCAAUUCUAAAGCAUUGCAGAAAAUCAACAUCAUUGUUCACAACUUGUAAUUCUGCUUGCGGAUUGGGUCAGUAGGAAGGCAAUGGCCAUGUUAGAUUAAAUGUCUUUCUGGAGUAGUUUAGAGAGUGAUAUAAAGUUUGAGACCGACCAGAAAUUUGGAUGUGGUCAAGACAAAAUUAUAUGCUUGAUGCUAAACAAGUGCUAACAAUAGGGGAAGUUAUAUUAAUAGGCAAGUAGAGUGUGAAGUCAGAGGUCUGGAUCAAGUGCGUUAAUCGAGCUCUGACACAAUGUCAGUGGGCUAUGGCUGGGCUGGGCUGGAUUUAUUUAGGCCCAAACUAAAUUCUACUCUGGAGAAUACUUUCAUAGGAGGGGUUUUGUCUGAAAUCCUGUAUGCAAUAAUAUCUUCCUCUAAAUUACAUUUCUUUAUAAUCUACAGUACUUUGCAAUAUCAGAAAGGUAAGUUAGUUAUUGUGUUGUUAGUUUUUUUGUUUAGACUUCAGACAUUUAGUUCACUAAGGAAACAUGUACAAAACGUUAAAGGUUCUUUGAGCAAGUUUGUGCUUUUUCUUUUGCAGGAUCGAGAAUCCCAUUCUGACAAAACUGAUUUCCACUUGUGACUUAAUCUCCUCAGGACAUCCAAAGAUCUAUCAACUGAAAACAGAAACGGAGAAGUUUGGAUCUCUGUCCAAAGUGACUUUUGGUACAAAAGACACUAAGCAGAAUAAUAAAACCAUCUUACUUGUUGGUGAAACAGGGUCAGGAAAAUCCUCCUUGGUCAAUGUUAUUUUCAACCAUGUAAUGGGAGUUCAGUUUGAGGAUGGGGUCUGGUUUCAGAUCGUAGAUAGGCAAGAAGGUGAAACACCAGAUGUGAUCAUAUAUGAGAUCUGUAGUUGUGAAGGUAAAAUUCUGCCCUAUUCAAUCACCAUCAUUGAUACUCCUGGAUAUGGAAGCACCAAAGGAAUCAAACAAGAUGACAUAGUCACUGGCAGGAUGCGUAAAUUGUUUGAGACAGAAAACGGUUUUCACAUAGUUCAUGCAGUAGGUCUGGUGAUGAAGGCAACUGAUAACAGACUAAGUGACAGAUUGAUGUACAUCUUUGAUUCGGUGAUGUCUCUGUUUGGAAAUGACAUGGAGAAAAACAUUGUGGCUCUCAUGACUCACUCAAAUGGAAGAACACCUAAAAAUGCUCUUCAAGCUCUUGAAGCUGCAAACCUCAGAUGUGCAAAAAAUGAAAACAAUCAACCAGUUUAUUUCUUGUUCAACAACCAGCAGAAUGAAGAUCGCACAGAUGAAGCAGAGUACUUUACAAGAGCUGAUAGAAUAUCAGAGAAAGGAAUGCGAGAGUUUACGGUCUUUGUUGAAAAAGUUUCACCUCAAAAACUGAAAAUAACAACAGAAGUGAUGAAUGAACGCAUCAGACUGACAGCCUGCAUCCAAAACCUGCUGGACAGAAUCAGACUGACUGAACAGAAGGAGACAGAAAUCAAACAGAUUCAAGAAGGACUCAAGAUGCAUGAAGAAGAGAUGGGAAAAGAGGUCACUAUACUUGUUGAUGAGCCCUAUGUUACUAAAGAAGGUAUCAAAGGUGGACAGAAGUGGCUAAUCUUCUAUCAAGGAGCUGUGACCUGUCCUGUCUGUAAGGAAAACUGUCACAAAGAUGGAUGCACCAAGACCUGGUUUCCUGAGUUCUGUGAGGUGAUGAGAGGAGGCCACUGCACUGUUUGUUCCAAAAAGUGUCCUGCAUCAGUUCAUGUUAAACAAACAUGGAUAUACAAAAACAAAACAAGGAGAGUUGAGAAGAGAAUACCGAAGAGGAAACAUGACUGUGAAAAUAAAACAAAGUUUGAGGACCAGACACGUUAUCUGGAAAACCUUGAAAAGGAAAAGCAGCAACUUCUGGAAGAAAAAUCCAAACUUGUGGAUGAGGCCUACCAACAUGUCAUUAGACUGGAGGAGAUUGCUCUCAAAGUUGAUUCAGUGUCUAUUAAUGUCCACUUGGACUUCCUGAUUGAGAAGACAAAAGAAAAAGGAGACACAAGCAAAGUCCAGAAACUGGAGGAACUGAAGAGAAAAGUGGAUGAAGGAACCAAAGCAGCACUAAGAUACAAACGAGUUUCUCAAGUGUAGUUUAUGAUGAGAAAUAAAUCUGUGAAAACAUUCAUUGUAAACAUUAAAAAGUUUAACCCA
Messenger RNA from Xiphophorus maculatus (southern platyfish), 6447 nucleotides. RefSeq names its product septin-2-like. The coding region runs from base 102 to 1709 and encodes 535 amino acids. The transcript has 3 exons. Lineage: Eukaryota; Metazoa; Chordata; Actinopteri; Cyprinodontiformes; Poeciliidae. Gene Ontology annotation, molecular function: GTP binding. The record is from RefSeq and is a predicted model, not a curated record.